CUGUUUCCCGGGGGGCGGUGACACCCCGGAUUACAUCCUUUUCCCCCCUUCCCCCCCGCACCAGGCCGAGGGGAACGUUGGCUCCCCCCUGGAAGAUUCCAGGUUCCAGAUUCUUCACUGCGGCGGCCUCUCUGCCGAGAACAGCAACCCUCCAGGCGUCCUGCGGCCACACCCUGGCGGGCCCAGGCUGGCUACGCCCACGCGGCCCCCUCCAGUCCUGCCGGUGUGGCCAAUGGAGGAGCUACGAAUGGCACGACCUGCCCCAGCUUGGCAGUCCCCGGUCGCACCGGGCUUGGACGCCUGGGAAGACUUUGUUGGAAGGGGAGGCGGGGAGAGGGUGCUGCACCCAUGCCAGCCUCUCUCUUUCCCUGGAGUCGCCGAACCACAGCACAGCCAAUUGGCUCAGAGAUGUGGCGGGUUGCCGGUUCCCUAUGGGUCUAUGCGGCACUCUUCUGCCUAGUGACUGACACUUUGGAAAUGAAGCUUAUGACGUCACCGGUCCAGCCAACCAAUAGAAAACGCUCCCGCGGAGAGGUGUUCCUCCCCUUUCGACUUUGCUUCUUCACGCGCGUGAGCGAGCGUGCGCGCGCGGAGGGGGUGGGGGAAAUCUCGAGCACGGUGGCGCGCAUGAGCGGCGAGGCUCCUCCUCCCUGCCUAUAUAUAAAGGGCUGGCGCGGGCCUCGGCGGCGCCAUUUCGCGCUGGAGUGGAGCAGCCUCUAGAACGAGCUGGAGGAUUCUGCCUACUGAUAGAGAGCUUUCGAGUCGUCGGGGACCGCCAUUGCAAUCCACGUCCAUCCGUUUGGAAAUGGCCUUCGUCUCGGCCUAUGACCGGUCCCGGCGGACAGUACAGACCCCAUAGAAGCCCCCGACGCUCCCCUUUUUCGGGCCCCGCCCAAUCCUCGGAGUCUGUCCACCCCCUCUACUCCGCCCUCAAGAGGAUUUCAAAGAUGGAGGCGGCGGCUCCCUAAACCACUUUUCGUGUUCAUCCGCCUCCAUCCGAGAUCGAAACGGGACCUCGUCCGCUGCGGGCAGUCCCAGCAGGAAGAGGGGAUCCUUGCAGAUCAACAGCGGGCAGUAUUGACGACGGUGUCCGGGAUUGGGGGCCGUCCUAGUGUUUGAGGAGUCCGUCCCCCCCUCGUUCGCCCGCCUCUGCUGAGGCCGCCGCCAUUUUCUCGCUGUCCGCCGCCUGCGGAGCGCGCCAAGCUGCUGGGAGCUCGCGGAGAAGACUGCUUUCGUGCCGGCCGGGCGCGGGGGCGGGGGGGAGGUUGUCGUCUGGAGGGCCAAGGGCAACGGCCCUCCACCCCUCCCCUACUUCCCGGGUUAUGCUGGACCGGGAGGUAAGGGGAACCGAGGCCACCCGGACUUCACGCGGCUGAGGGCAGCGCCGGUUCCCCGUGGUCAAGAUGCUGCAAAACGUGACUCCCCACAGCAAGCUCCCUGGGGAGGGGAAUGCAGGGUUACUGGGGCUGGGCCCAGAGGCAGCAGCUCCAGGGAAGAGGAUUCGAAAGCCCUCUCUGUUGUAUGAGGGAUUUGAGAGCCCCACAAUGGCUUCAGUGCCGGCUUUACAACUGACCCCUGCCAACCCACCACCCCCGGAGGUGUCCAAUCCCAAAAAGCCAGGACGGGUUACCAACCAGUUGCAAUACCUGCACAAGGUGGUGAUGAAGGCUCUGUGGAAACACCAGUUUGCAUGGCCCUUCAGGCAGCCUGUGGAUGCCGUCAAACUGGGUCUGCCGGAUUAUCACAAAAUUAUAAAACAGCCUAUGGACAUGGGUACUAUUAAAAGGAGGCUUGAAAACAACUAUUAUUGGGCUGCCUCAGAGUGUAUGCAGGAUUUUAACACCAUGUUCACCAAUUGUUACAUCUACAACAAGCCCACUGAUGAUAUUGUCCUAAUGGCACAAACGUUGGAAAAGAUCUUCCUACAGAAAGUGGCAUCUAUGCCACAAGAGGAACAAGAGCUUGUGGUGACCAUCCCUAAGAACAGCCACAAGAAGGGGGCCAAAUUGGCAGCACUCCAGGGUAGCCUCACCAGUGCCCAUCAGGUGCCUGCUGUUUCUUCUGUGUCUCACACAGCCCUGUAUACUCCACCACCUGAGAUACCUACCACUGUCCUCAACAUUCCCCACCCGUCAGUCAUCUCUUCUCCCCUUCUCAAGUCCUUACACUCUGCUGGACCCCCGCUCCUUGCUGUCUCUGCAGCUCCCCCAGCCCAGCCCCUUGCCAAGAAGAAAGGCGUAAAGCGGAAAGCAGAUACUACCACACCUACUCCUACAGCCAUCCUGGCUCCUGGUUCCCCAGCUAGCCCCCCUGGGAGUCUUGAGCCCAAGGCAGCACGUCUUCCCCCUAUGCGUAGAGAGAGUGGUCGCCCCAUCAAGCCCCCACGCAAGGACUUACCUGACUCUCAGCAGCAACACCAGAGCUCCAAGAAAGGAAAGCUGUCAGAACAAUUAAAACAUUGCAAUGGCAUUUUGAAAGAAUUGCUCUCUAAGAAGCAUGCUGCCUAUGCCUGGCCUUUCUAUAAACCAGUGGACGCUUCUGCUCUUGGUCUGCAUGACUACCAUGACAUCAUUAAGCACCCCAUGGACCUCAGCACUGUCAAGCGGAAGAUGGAGAAUCGUGAUUACCGGGAUGCACAGGAGUUUGCUGCUGAUGUGCGGCUUAUGUUCUCCAACUGCUAUAAGUACAAUCCCCCAGACCACGAUGUCGUGGCCAUGGCACGAAAGCUACAGGAUGUAUUUGAGUUCCGUUACGCCAAGAUGCCAGAUGAACCACUGGAACCAGGGCCUUUACCUGUGUCUACUGCCUUGCCACCUGGGUUGGCCAAAUCCUCUUCAGAGUCCUCCAGCGAGGAAAGCAGCAGUGAGAGCUCUUCUGAGGAAGAAGAGGACGACGACGAGGAGGAUGAGGAGGAAGAAGAGAGUGAAAGCUCGGAUUCUGAGGAAGAAAGGGCUCAUAGAUUGGCUGAACUACAGGAGCAGCUCCGGGCAGUACAUGAACAACUGGCUGCCCUGUCUCAAGGCCCAAUAUCCAAGCCAAAGCGGAAGAGAGAAAAAAAAGAGAAAAAGAAGAAACGGAAGGCAGAGAAGCAUCGAGGCCGAGCUGGGCUUGAUGAAGAGGACAAGGGACCUCGGGCACCCCGCCCGUCUCAACCCAAGAAGUCCAAGAAAGCAAGUGGUGGUGGGGGUGGCAGUGCUGCUACACUGGGCCCUUCCGGCUUUGGACCAUCUGGAGGAAGCGGCAGCAAACUGCCCAAAAAGGCCUCGAAGACAGCCCCACCUGCCCUGCCUACAGGCUAUGAUUCAGAGGAGGAGGAAGAAAGCAGACCCAUGAGUUACGAUGAAAAGCGGCAGUUGAGUUUGGACAUCAACAAAUUACCUGGGGAGAAACUUGGUCGAGUUGUGCACAUAAUCCAGGCUAGAGAGCCUUCUUUGCGUGACUCAAACCCAGAAGAGAUAGAGAUUGAUUUUGAAACCCUCAAACCAUCCACGCUUAGAGAGCUUGAGCGCUAUGUUCUCUCCUGUCUACGAAAGAAACCUCGGAAACCCUAUACCAUUAAGAAACCUGUGGGAAAGACAAAGGAGGAGCUGGCUUUGGAAAAGAAGCGGGAAUUAGAAAAGCGGUUACAAGAUGUUAGUGGGCAGCUCAAUUCCACCAAAAAGCCCCCCAAGAAAGCAAGUGAGAAAACAGAGUCCUCCUCGGCACAGCAAGUAGCAGUGUCACGCCUCAGCGCUUCCAGCUCCAGCUCAGAUUCCAGCUCCUCCUCUUCAUCAUCCUCUUCUUCAGACACCAGUGAUUCAGACUCAGGCUAA
Messenger RNA from Lontra canadensis (Northern American river otter), 3812 nucleotides. RefSeq names its product bromodomain containing 2 (gene BRD2). The coding region runs from base 1404 to 3812 and encodes 802 amino acids. The transcript has 13 exons. Gene Ontology annotation, biological process: regulation of DNA-templated transcription; chromatin remodeling. NCBI's taxonomy places the organism in Eukaryota, Metazoa, Chordata, Mammalia, Carnivora, Mustelidae. The record is from RefSeq and is a predicted model, not a curated record. Gene Ontology annotation, cellular component: chromatin; nucleus.